AAAUACUUCAACACUGUCCCUCUAGAUAUCCCCAGUCUCCCUUCACUUCCCACUCGUGUAUCCUGGGGUCUGUCAGGAUGAGUGCAACAAAGGCACAGUCACAGAAGAUCUUCGAGAAGCUGAAAGCCAAACCGGCCAACAAGAUAUGUUUUGACUGCGGCCAGAAGAACCCGACUUGGUCGUCUGUCCCUUUCGGAGUCUAUCUAUGUCUCGACUGCUCUUCCAACCACAGAAACCUGGGUGUUCACAUCUCCUUUGUCAGAUCUACGAAUUUAGACGUCUGGCAAUGGAGCCAACUGCGCACUAUGAAAGUUGGAGGCAACGAGUCUGCCACGAAAUUCUUCCAAUCCCACGGUGGGAGUGCUGCGCUCGCGAGCAAGGAUGCGAAGGUCAAAUACACGUCCAAUGCUGCGAACAAAUACAAGGAGGAACUUAAGCGUAGAGCUGAAAGAGACGCUCAAGAAUACCCUGACGAGGUAGUCAUCACCGACGACCCCCUCUCCACUCCUGGCGCCGACGGCACAUCCACGCCCGCCGGUGAACCUGCAGACGACUUCUUCUCUUCCUGGGACAAGCCGACCAUCAAGCGGCCUAGCAAUCCGCCCUCACGAAGCGGCACGCCUCCUGUGAUCUCACGCACCGCCUCCCCAUUCCUCUCGGCUGGUAACGCCACAAAUGGCUCGCAGACACGGCCCAAAUCUCCUUCACCUUUGGCUGCAAACACAGCCAAUGACGCCGUAAAGGACGCCGAAGCCGCCCUCCCCGCUCCCGCCGCAAUACGUACGACGUCUUCUUCCGCGAUCCGCAAAGGCCCCAAUGCUGCCGGCGGCGCUGGUGCCAGACGCGCAAACGUUCUCAGCGGAAAGAAACCGGCACACAAACUUGGCGCAAAGAAGGUUGUCGGUGAGGAGAUCGACUUUGAAGCAGCUGAAAAGGCAGCAAAGGCCGAGGCCGAGAGGAUAGAGAAAUUAGGCUAUGACCCUGAAGCAGAGAAGGCGGAGGAACUCGCAAAAGCCAGCAAAUCCUCCAAUUUUGGAGCUUCGUCCGCCGCGACACUCAAGGAGACGCCGACACCUAUCAAUACUGCGACGAGGGCGGCGUCGAAUCCAAGCCACGCGCGGAGCCCGAGCGAGCUUGAGAGACUGGGAAUGGGUAUGGGUCGGUUGGGAUUCGGACAGGUUGGACCAACCAAAGGAGCGGCAAGCUCAAGCGCGGCAGCGCCGAAGAAAUUGGGGUUUGGUGCUGUUGGCCACAGCAAACCCUCUGCGGCAGACGACGAGGAAGAACAAUACGCCCGCAGCAAAUUCGGCGGCCAGAAGUCGAUCUCGUCCGACGAGUUCUUUGGCCGCAACAGCUACGACCCGCAGGCGCAAGCCGAGGCGAAAUCGCGCCUGCAAACCUUCGAGGGUGCCACGUCGAUCAGUUCCAACGCGUAUUUCGGACGUCCCGAGGAUGAUCCUACCGGUCUCGAGGGCGGCGACGGCGCGUACGGAGACAUUGAGACGGUGGCCAAGGACUUCGUCCGAAAACUCGGCCUGACGGCGGGAGAUGACCUAGAGAAUCUGAUCAAUGUGGCCGGUGAGGGCGGCAGAAGGCUGAGAGGUGCUGUCGCUCGGUACUUGAAUAGUUGAGCGGGGGCUUGCUUGAGACCUGUGCUUGGGAUCCAGGAUGAACCCUUUUGCAGGUCGGCUUCGAAAUUGAAAGGGCCAGAUUGAGUCCAGCGGGGAUGAGGCGAAUGGAUAGGGACGCGAUUGCAUGAGUGGGGAGCCGAUUGAUUGAUUGAUUGAUUGCUUACAAGCACGGCAUAGCCACAGUAGGAAAGAAAUGCGAUACGUAGGCGACGCAGGCGGAAGCAAUGAAUUGAGCACGAGCACGAGGAGUAUUGAAGUUUUGGGACUGGCCUUUGCAUGACUAUGGCUUUGACUUUGACGUGCGCUGUCAUGCUCCCCCCUUUCUUAAUCCCCCCCUUUUUGUCAAACGGUAGAAUUCAUACACAUACCUACACAUACCUACAC
Molecule: messenger RNA, 2015 nt
Organism: Cladophialophora immunda
Lineage: Eukaryota; Fungi; Ascomycota; Eurotiomycetes; Chaetothyriales; Herpotrichiellaceae
Exons: 5
Coding region: 78-1631 (517 amino acids)
Biological process (GO): COPI coating of Golgi vesicle
Molecular function (GO): GTPase activator activity
Source: RefSeq, a predicted model, not a curated record